GAGUCACUACAAAAUCUAAUYUAAAACAGAAUCUAAAAGGGKGCAUAAAACACCCAYCGCUCCGACCUUUKUAAAACAAUGGCGGUAAAAAGCUUCAYGAUAGAUCUUUUACCUAAAGACAUGAUCUAUACUAAUGGUGAUACCAUUUCUGGCGAGGUAAAACUCGUACUAAACUCCCAAAUCAAACUGACGAGUUUGAUGGUUUGUUUUUCUGGGAAAGGAAAAGUUGAAUGUUCUCGAGGGAAAAGUAUAUAUGUUGGGAAAGAAGAGUAUUACAGCGAUACAAUUUACUUGCUAGACGAAGUUCAGGUUCGAAACAUGGGUUGUGUUUUGAGUCCCGGAAACUACUCUUUCCCAUUCGCCUUUAACAUUCCAGUAGACGCUGACCUACCUGGUUCUCAUUCAGGAAAACGAGGCUACAUACGGUACACGAUCGAGGCUAAGAUGCAGAGACCUAACCAGAUUGUGAGCGACACUACUAUUGUCACCAUUCCUAUCAUUGACUUCGUUUCAAUCGAAGAACAUCUUCUAAUGGUUUUAUUGUUUAUUCAAAGACAAGUCAAACUCAGCAGCUGACAUCACAAGUCGGCCAUUUACCCUGUACUUCUGGUUCCAUAUCCAUUACGGCCAAAGUCAACCGCAGUGGAUAUUACACUGGCGAUGAGGUCUUGGCUUCAUUGUAUAUGGACAACAACUCC
Molecule: messenger RNA, 698 nt
Organism: Exaiptasia diaphana
Lineage: Eukaryota; Metazoa; Cnidaria; Anthozoa; Actiniaria; Aiptasiidae
Product: arrestin domain-containing protein 4-like
Exons: 3
Coding region: 79-576 (165 amino acids)
Biological process (GO): protein transport
Cellular component (GO): cytoplasm
Source: RefSeq, a predicted model, not a curated record